GAAGGUGAAAUGCGGAAGUUUCCACCCAGAACUGUCAGAUGAAACUCUCUCUUUAGCCCUUGGUAUGGUACACAUCAUAAACGCCCUGGGUGGAAAUUACCAGCCUCUCCCCUCCUAGGGAUCUUAAAAUCCGAGGGACGCUGUCAAGCAUGGCCACUUUACCCGCAGCUGACAGAAGGGCAUUUGCCCUGAAAAUCAACAGGCAUUCAUCAGCAGAAAUAAGGAAGCAAUUUACCCUCCAACCGAGUGUUGGACAGUUUUGUCUACGAAGUAUAAGCGCCUCUGGCUCUAUUCAGCUGCCUCCGUUUUAUGACGCAGUGGAACCAGUGGAUUUUGAAGGUUUCCUGAUGACACAGCUGAACAACUUAGACUCAGAAACUGUGCAAGAACUUGGUGACUUUCCUGAAGAUGAUUUGGACAUUGUCUUUACUCCAAAAGAAUGCAGGACUUUGCAGCCUUCCUUGCCUGAAGAAGGUGUUGAAUUGGAUCCACAUGUCAGGGAUUGUGUUCAGACAUAUAUUCGGGAGUGGCUAAUUGUGAAUCGAAAAAACCAAGGAAAUUCAGAAACUUGCACCUUUAAAAAAAAGGGAUCUCGAAAGGAUUUUCAUAAGACCCUUCAAAAACAAACAUUCGAAUCGGAAACAUUGGAUUGCAAUGAUGCCAGCUAUCAGGCAGAUCCCAGGCCCUUAAAUGUACUCUGUGAUGAGACCGGACGAACCACCCUGACAUCGUGUGACUUUAAUCCUCGCACCCUGCAGCCCGAUCCACGGCUGGAAAAUCUGCUGCAGCAUAUUAGUGUGGAGGACUUUGAAAGGCAGAACGAAGAAGCACGGCGAGCCAAUAGGCAUGCCGAGCUCUUUGCCCUCUACCCAGCCACGGACGAGGAGGAUGCAGUGGAGAUACGACCAGUUCCAGACUGCCCAAAGGAACAUCUGGGCAACAGGAUUUUGGUGAAGCUGCAGACACUGAAAUUUGAUAUAGAAAUAGAACCAUUGUUUGCAUGCAUAGCCCUCUAUGAUGUAAAAGAAAGGAAAAAGAUCUCUGAAAAUUUUCAUUGUGACCUGAAUUCAGAACAGUUCAAAGGAUUCUUACGAUCUCACACCCUCUGCAUUGACUCAUCUAGUCAGGCAAGAUCUGCAGUAUUUUCUAUCACUUACCCGUCUUCUGAUAUCUACCUAGUAGUAAAGAUUGAAAAAGUCCUCCAGCAAGGAGAAAUUGGAGACUGUGCCGAACCCUACAUGGUUCUAAAAGAAAGUGAGGGUGGAAAGAGCAAAGAAAAGGUUGAGAAACUGAAAGCCCAAGCUGAGUCCUUCUGUCAGCGUUUGGGGAAAUAUCGGAUGCCUUUCGCCUGGGCUCCCAUAAGCUUAACCAAUUUCUUUAACUUUUCAACGCUUGAAAGAGAAAUGUCUGAAGCAGAAAGUUUAAAUGGGAAAGGAACUACUGGUGACAGAAGAACGAUGAUGCUCCAAGGUAGAAGACUUUCUGAGAGGAGCCUCAAUUCAGAGGACAGUUAUGCUGUGUCAAACUUCAAAGCGACCACUCUGACUGUCAACACCUUUAUAAAACAGGAAGGAGACCGACUUAGUGACGAAGACCUAUUCAAAUUUUUAACAGACUACAAGAGAUCUUCUUCCUUGCAGAGAAGAGUGAAGUCCAUCCCAGGAUUACUUAAAUUGGAGAUCUCCCCAGCUUCAGAAGUCCUCAGUUGCUGUCUCACCCCUGAGUUAUUACAAGUGAAACCAUUUCCUGAAAACCGCAGCCGUCCUCAGAAAGAGAUUUUGGAGUUCCCAGUUCGAGAAGUAUAUGUUCCCCACACUGUUUAUAGAAAUCUCCUUUAUGUUUACCCACAGAGGUUGAAUUUUGCUAAUCGACUGGCCUCUGGAAGGAACAUUACCAUUAAGAUUCAGUUUAUGUGUGGAGAAGAUGCUACCUGUUCAAUGCCGAUCAUUUUUGGAAAAUCUUCAGGUCCAGAAUUUUUGCAAGAGAUGUACACAGCUAUCACAUAUCAUAACAAGUCUCCUGACUUUUAUGAAGAAGUGAAAAUUAAACUGCCAGCUAAACUCACAGAAAAACACCACCUACUGUUCACAUUCUACCAUAUCAGCUGUCAGCCAAAGCAAGGAGCAUGUGUAGAAACCCUCCUGGGAUAUUCAUGGCUGCCAAUUCUAUUAAAUGAUCGUCUCCAGACUGGACAUUAUUGUCUUCCUGUUGCCUUGGAUAAGUUGCCUUUAAACUAUUCAAUGCAUUCUCCAGAGAAAGUUCCAUCACAGUCACCUCCAAUUAAAUGGGUCGAAGGGCACAAGGGGGUGUUUAACGUAGAAGUGCAGGCUGUUUCAUCUAUUCACACUCAGGACAACCACCUGGAGAAAUUCUUCACUCUGUGUCAUUCUCUGGAAAGUCAAGUCACCUUCCCAAUUCGUGUGAUGGAUCAGAAGAUCACAGAGGCUGCCCUGGAACACGAGUUGAAACUCAGCAUUAUUUGCUUGAAUUCCUCCCGCCUUGAGCCCCUGGUCUUAUUUUUACACUUGGUGCUGGAGAAACUUUUCCAGCUGGCUGUGCAGCCCAUGGUUAUAGCUGGUCAGACAGCCAAUUUCUCCCAGUUUGCCUUUGAAUCUGUGGUUGCAAUAGUGAACAGUCUUCACAACAGUAAAGACCUGAGCAAGGACCAGCAUGGGAGGAACUGUCUCUUGGCAUCAUACGUCUACUACGUGUUUCGCCUUCCAGAGCCUCAAAGAGAUAUUGCCAGACUAGGUGCAGCAGGAAGUGCCAGUUUGCCAGAGUCUCGUUAUUACACAUUUGGACGCACCACAGCUGUGUCUGUUGGGUCCAGACUUCUCCAGAGCCGGGUAAUGAGCUGCAGCAAUCCAGAUAUUCCUGGUACACAGACUGCUACUGAUGAGGAAGUCAAAAACAUCAUGUCAUCGAAGGUUGCAGAUCGCACCUCCAGUCGGAUGUCUUUCUAUAUUGAAGCCACCAACGACACAUCAAACGCGUCUGUAAGCCCAAGACCAUCCAAUAAAAAGCAUUUCCAUGAAGAGCUAGCACUGCAGAUGGUGGUCAGCACUGGCAUGGUGAGAGAAACUGUCUUCAAGUAUGCCUGGUUCUUUUUUGAGCUUCUGAUAAAGAGCAUGGCUCAAUAUGUUCACAACAUUGAAAAGCAACAUACUCCACGAAGAAGUCGAUUUUCAGAUCGUUUCAAAGAUGACAUCACCACUAUCGUCAACGUGGUCACCUCGGAGAUUGCAGCACUUUUAGUUAAAACACAGAAGGAAACUGAACACGCAGAAAAGAUCAACAUUAGCUUGGCAUUUUUCCUGUACGAUCUGCUUUCUCUAAUGGACCGUGGAUUUGUGUUUAACCUCAUCAGACAUUACUGUAAUCAGCUGUCAAACAAGCUCAAUACCCUCCCCACCCUAAUUUCUAUGAGGCUGGAGUUCCUAGGGAUUCUCUGCAGCCAUGAACAUUACCUCAAUCUGAAUCUCUUCUUCAUGACUUCAGUGUCUGCACCAGCGUCCCCCUCUCCCUCUCUGUCAUCACAGAAUUCAAGCUCCUGCUCUAGUUUCCAGGAUCAGAAAAUUGCCAGCAUGUUUGACCUUUCGGCAGAUUAUCGUCAGCAGCACUUUCUGGCUGGACUGCUUUUCACUGAACUGGCAGCCGCACUGGACACGGAGGCAGAAGGAAUCAGUAAAGUGCAGAGGAAAGCGAUCAGUGCUGUGCACAGCCUGCUGAGUUCCCAUGACCUCGACCAGCGCUGCUUAAAACCAGAGGUGAAGGUCAAAAUUGCUGCCCUUUACCUCCCUUUGGUUGGGAUCAUUUUGGAUGCACUGCCACAGCUGUAUGACUUUACAGUUUCAGAAGCCCGCAGUGGGAAAAGUCGUACAGGGAGUCCCGAGGAAGAGCAAGAAUCUACAAACCCAAUCAAUCAGUCUGUUGCCUGGGCCAUUGCGGGGAAUCAGUUCAACCUCCUAAGGACUUCAAGUGCACCUCUGUCUUCCCUGCCCUACAAACAGUACAACACAUUAAGUCCUGAUACUACUCGCAACCUUUUGAUCUGUUUCCUCUGGAUCAUGAAAAAUGCUGAACAGAGUCUAAUUCGGAAGUGGAUUGCAGAUCUUCCAUCCAUGCAGCUGAACAGAAUUUUAGAUCUUCUUUUCAUUUGCGUUUCAUGCUUUGAGUACAAGGGUAAACAAAGCUCUGACAAAGUCAGCACCCAAGUGCUUCAGAAAUCAAGAGAUGUAAAAGCCAGGCUAGAAGAGGCUUUACUGAGAGGCGAAGGAGCCAGGGGUGAAAUGAUGAAACGCUGCAGGACACCAGCUGGGAAUGACAGAUUCCCAGGGUUAAAUGAAAACCUGCGUUGGAGAAAAGAGCAGACUCAAUGGCGGCAGGCAAACGAGAGGCUAGAUAAAACAAAAGCUGAGCUAGAUCAAGAAGCUCUGAUCAGUGGAAACCUGGCUACAGAAGCUAAUUUGAUCAUCCUAGAUAUGCAGGAGAAUAUCAUCCAGGCGAGCUCAGCUGUAGACUGCAAAGAUAACCUUUUGGGAGGUGUGCUGAAGGUCCUGGUAAAUUCUCUCAGCUGUGAUCAGAGCACCACAUACCUGACUCAUUGCUUUGCCACACUCAGAGCUCUCAUUGCCAAGUUUGGAGACUUGCUGUUUGAAGAGGAGAUGGAGCAGUGUGCUGACCUAUGUCAAAGAGUUCUCCAUCACUGCAGCAGCAGCAUAGACAUCACACGAAUUCAAGCCUGUGCUACCCUUUACCUCCUCAUGAGACACAGUUUCAGCUCCAUCAGUAAUUUUGCAAGAGUGAAGAUGCAGGUGACAAUGUCCCUGGCCUCUCUGGUUGGUAAAUCAUCUGAUUUCAAUGAGGAGUACCUCAGAAGAUCCUUACGAACGAUCUUGGCGUAUGCAGAAGAAGAUAUGGACAUGCAGCCAACCCUGUUUCCAGGCCAGGUGAAGGAGCUGCUACAUAAUCUGAACAGUAUCUUGUCAGACACAGUGAAAAUGAGGGAGUUUCAGGAAGAUCCAGAGAUGCUCAUGGAUCUCAUGUACAGAAUUGCCAAAGGGUAUCAGACAUCACCUGACUUGAGGCUGACUUGGCUACAGAACAUGGCAGAGAAACACGCCAAGAAGAAGUGCUACACUGAGGCAGCCAUGUGCCUGGUCCAUGCUGCCGCUCUGGUUGCAGAAUACCUGAGCAUGCUAGAGGAUCACAAGUACCUGCCAGUGGGCAGCGUCAGCUUUCAGAAUAUUUCCUCCAAUGUGCUGGAGGAAUCUGCUGUUUCGGAUGAUAUUUUGUCUCCAGAUGAGGAUGGGAUCUGUUCUGGGAGGUAUUUCUCUGAGAGCGGCCUGGUGGGGCUGCUGGAACAAGCUGCAGAGCUCUUCAGCACGGGGGGAUUGUACGAAACUGUGAAUGAGGUCUACAAAAUUGUCAUCCCCAUACUGGAAGCACAUCGAGACUUCAGGAAGCUUACCUCUACGCACAGCAAGCUUCAAAAAGCCUUCGACAGCAUUAUUAACAAGGGUCAAAAGCGAAUGUUUGGAACUUACUUCCGUGUUGGUUUCUAUGGAUCCAAAUUUGGGGACUUAGAUGAACAGGAAUUUGUUUAUAAAGAACCUGCAAUUACUAAACUUCCUGAGAUUUCUCACAGACUUGAGGGGUUUUAUGGUCAGUGCUUUGGGGAGGAUGCUGUGGAGGUUAUUAAAGACUCCACUCCUGUAGACAAAAGCAAGCUGCAUCCCAAUAAGGCCUACAUACAAAUUACAUUUGUGGAGCCCUAUUUCGAUGAGUAUGAGAUGAAAGACAGGGUGACCUACUUUGAGAAGAACUUCAGCCUCCGGCGUUUCAUGUACACCACCCCUUUCACCAUGGAUGGACGCCCCAGGGGGGAUCUGAGUGAACAGUACAAGAGGAAUACUAUCCUGACCACAAUGCAUGCCUUCCCCUAUGUCAAAACCAGAAUCAACGUCAUUCAAAAGGAAGAGUUCAUUUUAACCCCAAUUGAAGUUGCUAUUGAAGACAUGCAGAAGAAGACACUAGAACUGGCUGUUGCAACGAACCAGGAGCCACCAGAUGCCAAAAUGCUCCAGAUGGUGCUGCAGGGUUCUGUUGGAGCCACUGUAAAUCAGGGACCACUAGAGGUAGCCCAAGUGUUCCUGGCGGAAAUUCCAGCAGACCCAAAACUUUACCGACAUCACAACAAGCUGAGGUUAUGCUUCAAAGAAUUUAUAAUGAGGUGUGGUGAAGCAGUGGAGAAAAACAAGCGCCUUAUUACUGCAGAUCAGCGGGAGUAUCAGCUGGAACUCAGAAAGAACUAUAGCAAGCUGAAAGAGAACCUUAGGCCGAUGAUUGAGCGGAAAAUCCCAGAGCUGUAUAAACCUAUAGUGAAAGUCCACAGUACAACAAGGGAUUCUUUUCGUAACUCUAGUUUUAAGAAAUACGAAGCCAAUUCUUCACAGAACAUCUAAGGACUGUCUGCUUCAGAAAAGAAAGAUCCAUUUGCUGUGGAUCAGCUAUGAGAGGAUACUCCAAUGCUAUGCAACCUGGGAAACUCUUCUCACAAUGUAACGUGUACACGUUCUCAGCCGUUCGCACUGAGUGUUCAACGAAAUGUACAGGAACAAAGAAAAAUGGGGAUUGGGCGGGAAAGAGGGUGAAAAGGGGGUUGACUUAGGCUGCUUUUGUAUUUAUUGUUCAGAGAAUUAUGAGGGAUAGAUAAUUGAAUAAUUGACUUUACUGUGCAGGGGCCAAUCACUGUUUACAAAGAGACAGAACUUCCUGGGGUUUGACUGAAGUGUCAAGAGAAUCAGUCCAGUAUGCCUAAUGGGCACUGGAGAAUGUUGCCCAUAUAGGUUCCUGUUCUGGACAGCACUUAAGCAUGACCCACAAGACUGCCACACAGUCUGAAUGUUGAAUGCAUACUUAAAUGCUGUCCUAAACAGGGAAGAAUUUAAAUGUGUGUAAGUGCUUUACUGAAUUGAAGCCCUAGUAAAGAUGUAUAAUGUUUACAGUAAACUUUGCUCACUUAUUGUACUCCGUGUAUCACAGCAAUCUAUGUACAUUUUUUAAAAUAGAAAGCACUUUUUCUUACAAGUCUUCUCACAGUGAAGCUUGAAAGGCAAGAAACAGCAAGCAGUAAUUUCUGCAUAACUUGCCUAUCCUCAAAGAUGGAUCUUUUUAGGAUUGUUUUUGUUAAAUAUGUGAGCUACUUCUCGGUGAGACUAGGAUUUUUUUUAAGCAGUGUCAUGUUCAGUAAAAUUGACAUUAACAGUAUAGAGCUAAACUAUAAGUGAUGCAACUCUUAAGUACACAGUGGUCUUUUAGAGAGCUCUCUGAAAAGAGAUGAACUACAGGAGUGCACUGUGAAGAUUGCCCACAAUGCAUUUCAUCUUUGUGAGGUUUUAAGACAUAAUCCUAAUUAGCACUUAAAUAUUUAUAAUAAAUAAACAGUGCUUUGCACAUUCAGAGCCCCGUACAAACAUUAACUAGUUGAUCUUCACCACACCUCUAUGAAAUAAGCAAAUAUUAUUAUUCCCAUUUUACAGAUGGGAAACAGAGAGAGAGCAAUAUGCAGUGACUUGUCCAAUGCACCUAGUGAGACAGUGUCAAAACCAAGAUUUGAAGGCAGGAACUUCUGUCUCCCAAAGCCACACACUCAGUCCUGCUGACCACGUGGACUCCCUUAAUUCUUAUUCUUUUAAAUUAAGUUCUAUGGAACCAGUAGUGCUGCUUUUUAAAGCAUCAGGAUUUAAUGGUAUCAUUCAGUUUUACAUCAUCUUGGUAAUUUUUUAGUAAAAGAUUCACAUGGUUGUGUGAAAUAGAAAAAAUACUUUGAAUAAAAGGCUGUCUGCUCGGUGAAUUAAAUACGAGUUUUUAAAAAAAAUAAACCAAGGUUUCUCCCUCAUACUUUGUUUUCAGAGUCAUAGCCGGUCAAAGCAUUUCAGAAGGGACAGUGGAAUUUCUUUAAAACUUAUGGAGCAUGAUUCUCAUUUACACAAGGACCCUGCACACUGCUUUGCAGUGUAAGCAUAAAUUAUAGUUCGGCUGCUGGUUCCUUUGUUUUUAAUGUCAUAGAAGAACUGAAAGCAUUGGGACCCUUCAUGGGCAUCUCCAAUCCUGCCAUUCUGAAAAUGUGUACGUUCCCCCAGCACUUACAUCAACAGCAGAGCACAGAUAUGUGGAAAAGUUCAAAGGAGUGUUUCUGAAGUUAUUUGUGGCAAAUCCUGAGAUUCACACCAGGAUAGGAAGAGGAAAGCGUUAAAUAAACACUGGCAUUUGUACUGAUGUAUAAAAACAAACUAUUGUGCUGUAAGACUAUUUCGCCUCCCCCCCCUCACGCCCAGCAAAAUUCAAUAUUUCCAGAGUAGGUGCGCUGUGCAUCUUGAAGCCAAAGCAUCUGAAGUACAUAAGUAAACAGUCUAUUAAAUUAAAAGCCAACAGAUGCCUCCUGAGAGUGGCUUUCCUUUAAUUAAAUUGCUUUGAAACAUUUACAAACUAAACAGAAGGUUAAUUUCCCACAGCCUGCUAACUAUGGAUUCUCUGCAUGCCACAACAUUGUGCUUUUAUUAUUGUUUUUAACACCCUUUUCGGAAAGAUGAUCAAAGUAUCUUCAAGAUCACAAUCCACUGACUCCACGCCCCUUCCUCCCCCUCAUCCAGCUUCACUGAUCUCAAGAUGUUUAUUAUUUACAGCUAGCUAACGAAAACCUCAGGUAAUCAAAAAUGGGAAACCUACAAAUAUGCUGCAUACUGAUUGAGUUGUGUGCACUGUGUUUUGAGUGUCUAAGUGUUUCAUAUUGUGUGGUCCUGUACAAUGGGUCUAUUAGUCGAAGAAAUACUUUGGAAAAAUCUACAAUAGUUAAUCAGGGCUAGAUUUUGAACCCCUUCCUCACAUUGGUGAGCUGUUAAUUCCACGCAUAAUCUCAUUGCUCACCAGUGUCAGUAAGGGUUUCCAAUCUGCAUGUCAUCCCUUGCAAAAAUGAAACACGGUGUGCAUAUUUAAGAGCUGAACUGUGUAAAUUGUAAAAGUACUGAGUUCUGAUAUUCCAUUUUGCAAUAAAGUGUAAGUUUCAGUAAAAACGGA
Molecule: messenger RNA, 9078 nt
Organism: Chelonia mydas (Green sea turtle)
Lineage: Eukaryota; Metazoa; Chordata; Testudines; Cheloniidae
Gene: DOCK8
Product: dedicator of cytokinesis 8
Exons: 48
Coding region: 150-6464 (2104 amino acids)
Biological process (GO): small GTPase-mediated signal transduction; positive regulation of establishment of T cell polarity; positive regulation of T cell migration
Cellular component (GO): cell leading edge
Molecular function (GO): guanyl-nucleotide exchange factor activity
Source: RefSeq, a predicted model, not a curated record